AUGCACGCGAGGGGGAGGCCAACGGUGUCACCUCGCAGAGCCGUCAAUGGAACUGCCGCUGCGGCUGCGUCCUCUGCGGUCAAGGGUGGCGGCGAGAGCGACAGCGGCACGCCCGCCACCUUAUCUGUCGGCGUGGUGACCAGAGAGACCGCGAAACUUGCAGCAGCGAAGCCAAGUGCAGGGGUGACGUUUCCUCCCACGAACGGUGGGAAGAAUGCUGCGGCCGAGGGGGCUGUCACCACGACGCUAGAAGUGCCGUCCAGCAUCAACCUGUGCGACGGGAGCGACGCUCUCGUUACCCCUCGGCAGCGCUACAGUGCUCUUCGGCCUACAAUGUCUGUGUCGCCGCUCACCACCGCAUCGACUCGCACCCUAAGCAGCAACGACGACAACGAGGAGGGCAGCCCAGCCGCACCCAAAAGGAAGGUGGGCAUCGCCCACAAGGCAGCAACAGCAGGCAGCAGUGAGACCGGGACGUAUGGAACCCAGAGAGCAUCGACUGCGCCAUGCCGCACCGACUCCGGUAGCGCCUCAGCCACAGUGGCAGCUCUUAGAGGUCGCCUUGCUGCGACCUCUGGUCUGUCUACGACACGCACCUCUACAGGCAGCUUGACUGCUGGCACUUUCGCUGGUAGCACGGCUGAUGCCAAGUCGGCGGAGGCCGCUGCCCUAGCGGAGCUGCGGGAGCUCCGGCUGGCGCUCAGGGACAAGGAGCGGGCUAUCACUCGGCUCACACGUGACGUGGAAACGGCUGCGCAGACCGCCGUGAAGGCGCAGAGGAAAACCGAAGAGCUGCAGGGCAAGUUGGAGAGCGAGAAGUCGGCUUUUGCGGCGCACAAGAAGGACACCCUGGCCCAGAGGCAAGAACUGCAGAGGGAGCUGCGGCAGGCCCAGGCAGGGCUGCGCUUGGCGGAGCAGGUACAGGAUAAGUUGCAGCGAGAGCUAGAAAAGCAGAAGGAGAAGCUGGCCACUGCAUCGUCCCGCACAACGAGCGUUACCACCACACCCGUCAUGACUCCAAGGUCUGCGGCGCCGUCCUCGGCUUCCUUUGAUGCCAUGUUGCAGGCGAAGGUGUCGAGCUUAGAGAGUGAGAAGAGGCUCAUGAAGGACACGAUUCGGCAGUUGGAAGAGAAGGUUUCUGCUGCCACUGUUGCCGCUGCUGCCGCUGGUCUUGCGAAGACAGCCGAGGAGCAGCGCGACGCUUCUGCAGCCGCAGCCGCCGAAGCAGCGGAGAAGAUUGCGACACUGAAGAAGGAAGUGCUGGAUCUUCGGCAGCAACUUUCUACGCAGGACACGACGGUGCGUGAUCAGCGAGAAAGGUUGGGUACGCUCCUGGAAGAGAACAAAGUGCUCAAGGCCCGCGAGAAAGCUGAAAGGAAGCCCGCGCGCCAGGAUGCCGCUGUCGCCACGCCGCGAACAGGUGCACUACCAGGCAAGGGCGUGAGCGAGGAGCAGUUGCUUUCAGUGCGGUCGCCUCGCCAGGCAGUGACGCUUGUCACCCCUGAGAAGGAAGCAAUGGCGCACCUGCGGGAGGAGUUAACAGCGGCACAAACCCAGGUGGAGGAGCACAAGCGCAUGUACGAGCAUGCCGAGCGCCGCACCAAGCGUCUCGAGAUAGAGUUGGCUGCUGUCCGGCGCCGCGCUGAAACAGCAGAAGAGGCGGCCAAGGGGAUCGCGUCUCAGGCGGCGGGCUCUCCUGCUUCUACGACGGCGGCCACUGCCAUCUUCAAGGAUACGGUGGCUUCCAUGAGAGAGCAGCUGGCGAGUGUGACAGCCGAGUGUAGUGAGCUGCGGCAGCGCGCACGGGAGCGGACCGAGGAGGCGACCACCCUACAGUCCGCACUCCAAGAAACGGAGGACGACCGAGAUGCACGCGUACGUCAGAUUCGAUAUCUGAAGUCCCGCGCUUCCGAAGCUGAAGAGAAGGCGGCGACCGCGCUGGCGGCCCAGAAAACGGAGCUGUCUGGGGCGCUGGAGAAUGCUCGGACAGAGCUGCGCUCAGUAAAGGCCGAGCUGCGCGCCGCCGCGGAUUCCGCGCAACGGCAUCAGGAAGCAUCCAAGGCUCUUCGCAGUCAACUUGGUGAAGAGCAGCAGCGGUGUUCUAACCUGGAAAAGGAGAAGCGAGCUGCGCAGGAGGAGGCGGCAGGAAAGGCCGCCGCUGCCGACGCAUCGAAGCAGCAGGCUGAUCACUACAAGAAAAAAACAAAGCAGCUCACCAAAAAGCUGGACGAAGCUCUUCGGGAGCUUGCGGUGCUGGGAGAAGAGUACGAGCGCAUCUUCGACGAGCGUAAGAUGGCGGCGAAGUCCGACGCUGAGAAGAGCGCGAUCGCUGAGGCACGCAGGCUGAUGCGUGGACAGCCGGGUACAUAUAUAGAGCAGCACACCACAAUGAGCGACACGGAAACGGUGAUUCGAGCGGUGUCUCCCUUGGAAGCGAAGCGCACCGCCAGCGUGUCCCGGAAUCUUUCCGACGCUCUCCUCUCCGCAAACAGACCGGCUCCUGUAACAGGGGCGACUUCCACCGCGUGGGCGAUUGCGGCACUGGAUCAGGAGCGGCAAGCUCGCGAGCAGCUUGAGUUGGACGUUCUGUCCCUCUACUCCAAGAUAUCCGCCAUCGACCACCUUGAACAAAAAUCUUGGCAUUCGGUGGAGCGAGGGGGAGCUUGUGCUGCCGCUGGUGCGUCAUCGACGAACCUGCCAGUGGGAAGCACGCAUGAUCGACCACGAGACCCUCCGCAACCACCAUGGAUGCCUGUGGCCCUGCAACAAAGUCCCGGCACCUGUGGCGCGCCGGGGCGCUCACGCUCGCCGGGUCGUGCGCGCUCGCCCCAGGCCACGCACGCGCUAGACGGUCGCUACUUUGACCCCACCAUAUUCACCUGCCCGGAGAACCCGCCUUGCUCUGCUGGAGUUGAUUCUGUCAAUGUCCGCGGACAUGCCACCGUGAACUCACACCAGCACGCGGAGCCGCCGCAGCGGAGCCGAUCGUUGCCCUCUCAAGCUCUUCAGCUGUCGCCGGGCGCACGCAGUAGAAGCGAUGCUCAGUCGACGUAUCGAGGGCUCUCUCCUCGGUCUAUGGUGCUGUCGACGCCUACCUCCGCACUCCAGCCCUACCGCAGCGACAGCAGCACGAGCGUCACCUCAGCGCUCUCUGAGCUCCUGGCUACCUCGGUGUACUACUCCACUCGCGGUGCCGGCAGCAGCGGCAAUGGGGCGGGACCGUGUGCUACGGUUGAGCUGCAAUUCAGCAGCAGUGCGGGGCGGCUUUUGCUGAGCAAACGUGGGCACCGCGUGCAGCGCCCCGUGUUUUCCGCCGCAGCGAACGAGGCUGCGGAUCUGGAUGUGUGCUGCGCCGCUAUCGGCUCGGUGAGCCACACAAUUUACGCUUCCCACAUGUUGGCGAAGGGGCAUUACCACCUCAAGCACAUCUUCCGCUUCAUCGUUCGCGUUCUCAGCGAUUGCAAGAGCGGCGGCGGCGACAUCCUCAUUGGGUUUGCGGACCGCCACAUUCCGAUGGAGAGCUUCGGCGCCAAGCGAAACGCACUGCGCUACAGAGGCUGCUACUACCUCAGCCUGCGCGAUGGUGGCCUCUUCUGCCCUGCUCAGGAUAUUUGUGAUGCGACGUAUGAGGGCUGGUUAGCGGCAGCGGCGGGGGCAGCAGGGCGACGCUGCGGCGGCGUGGCGUGGCCAAGGCGUGACCGAGGCGCCUCUGUAACUUUUUCACACGGCGGAGAGGCGCCUCUCACGGAGGUGCGUGCGACCUCCUCACCCGUGAACACACGCGCUCUGCCGAGGCCAGAGUGCGUCGUGCGGGCCGGUGACGAAAUCGCCUGCACCCUCCGCACAGAUGAGCGGUCGAUCAGCUAUUCAUGGAACGGCGUCGAGUGCGGUGUUGCGUUUACGGAGGUGUCUCUGUCGCCCUCUCUCUACCCGUGCGUCGAGGUGAAUACCUCUGGUGGCGCUUUAGAACUGCUCGGAAUCGAUUCUAGCAGCUACUGA
Molecule: messenger RNA, 3999 nt
Organism: Leishmania major strain Friedlin
Lineage: Eukaryota; Euglenozoa; Kinetoplastea; Trypanosomatida; Trypanosomatidae
Exons: 1
Coding region: 1-3999 (1332 amino acids)
Biological process (GO): peptidyl-threonine phosphorylation; actomyosin structure organization
Cellular component (GO): cytoplasm; cytoskeleton
Molecular function (GO): protein serine/threonine kinase activity
Source: RefSeq, a predicted model, not a curated record